This is a messenger RNA of Abrus precatorius (Indian licorice), 842 nucleotides long. RefSeq names its product thioredoxin O1, mitochondrial-like. The transcript has 6 exons. Bases 76 to 603 code for a protein of 175 amino acids. Lineage: Eukaryota; Viridiplantae; Streptophyta; Magnoliopsida; Fabales; Fabaceae. The record is from RefSeq and is a predicted model, not a curated record.
AAGAGUUAUAAACCCUAUACCCUGAAAAGCCCCAUUUGAUUUGAAGUGAGAAACAAGGAAGCAGAAUCAGGAAGAAUGGCGAGAACAUUGGCGCUUCGCUGGGCCUUACGUCACGCAAUAAAGAGCAGCGUUCGGCCACUCUUCUUCAAAGCUCACCACAGCAUUCCCUCAUUCCCAUCCAAAUCCUCUCUCUUCGCCACCGCUAUCGCCUCCUCUCAGCUCCCCCUCUUCCACCAUUCUCGAUCCCUCUGCUCCGCCUCAGCUCCUUCCGACGUUGUCCUCGUCAAUUCAGAGGAAGAGUUCAAUAAUAUCCUUAACAAAAUCCAAGAUAAUUCGUUGCACGCCAUCUUCUAUUUCACUGCAGUUUGGUGUGGACCUUGCAGGUUUAUUUCCCCUAUAGUUGGGGAGCUCAGUAAGAAGUAUCCUCACGUAACAACAUAUAAGAUUGACAUUGAUCAGGAAGCAAUUCAAGGCACAUUGAGCAAGUUGCAGAUUACAUCUGUGCCAACACUCCAUUUCUUUCAAAACGGGAAAAAGGCUGAUGAGCUUAUAGGUGCUGAUGUUGCACGAUUGAACUAUAUCACAGAGAAACUCUUCAAGUAAUCCUUUAGAGUUUAUCUUUAUGUCAUGGUUUGUUAAUAUGAUACCAGCACUGUGAAGCUGUUUUUCCCCUUCUCCUUCUUCCAUUCCGAAUGUGAUCACUAUCAAUUGUGUGUUGUUGCAAAGGGCCUGUUUGGUUUCAGGAAACAUUUCCUGUUUCCAUUUUCUAUUUUCAUGUUCUGGAAAUAGUUUUAUUUUCAAAUUUUUUAGAUUUAAAAAAUGUAUUUGGCUUGACUUUUUAU